Drosophila bipectinata is the source of this 1487-nucleotide messenger RNA. RefSeq lists its product as uncharacterized. Lineage: Eukaryota; Metazoa; Arthropoda; Insecta; Diptera; Drosophilidae. The record is from RefSeq and is a predicted model, not a curated record.
GCCUUGGCACGCCAAAGUGUGCCAAAAAAAUAAUUUAAAUCAGCUCAUAGAACUUUAGAAAGAGCCGCACCCAAUUGGGAAAUGUCUCAAGAUCACACAAGCUCAGCAGAAAUUCUGGCGAAUCAAAAUCGAAAAGAAACUGUCAGUCACGAACAUCUACAAUUUCACCUGAUCAGCGUUAUAAAACCGGGUGAACACCAUCACUGCUCAACCACAAUCCAGUCGCAGUUGGAGCACCCACCACCAAGAUGACCGAAAAUAGCAGAUUUUACCUUUGGACAGUGGCACUAAUAUUGGUAUGGCUGGCCAUCGUUCAGCUACAGGUGGCAAGUGCUGAGUCCAAUAACUCCACGGUCAUAACUAUCGGAUCGCCCAACGCUGUGGAUACUACUUCGGCUCCCCGGAAGGUUAAUCCUCUUACGGAAGCUAAGCACGAACGGAAUUGCAAGGCACUCUGCGAGCACUGCGGCUGCUUGGGAUUCUAUUGCGGCGAGGAGUGUCUCUGUGAGUGCAACGAUGACAACUCAGACACAGAGUGCAUCCGUACCAUGCAGGUUAACGCCAAGUUGAUGAACAGCCCCUUCGACAUCCUCAUCCAGGGGCCAAGUAGCAAUCGCUUCGUACGCAAUGCCCAGCAGUUCGAGCAGAAGCACGAAAUGGUGGCCAGGAGUGCCUCCUCAUCCAGUCAGCUACCCCGAAACCGUCGUUCCAACAUCACAAUAUACAAGCCGUCCAAAAAAGGAUCAAGCCAGUCGACUCCCAAUGCUCUGGAGGCCGUGUCCAAGGCGUCGGAGGUGGAUCGUGCCAGAAACAAACGGUCGGUGGAGCACUUGGAAUGGUUCAAUGACUUUGCCGGCUCUUUGGUGCGUCCAUCCCCCUUGGGAACUCGCGCUCAGAGGCAAUCCAAGCCGGCUGGCUUCAAACGCCAGACUGUAGUUGAGGAACCGACUCCCCUCAUACGUAGGGAGCCUUGGUUUCUAGAGCAGAGCAUUCCUAGGAUGAUUCGUCCAGCUCCGCUGAACAAGAAACAAAGUUCUCCCAAAAACAGGAAGAGUUCCUCCCCACGCAGGAUAAGCAAGAGUCAGAUUUCCAAGAAACAGACGAGGGAGGAACCGGAACGUGAGAUUCGACCCCUCCGCGAUGCCUUGCAGGUUGUGGAGCGUAUUCCCAGAGUUCUCCAGGACACAGUGAACCAUCUUUCCGCCGACACUCCUGCUGGUGAUAUCUUCAGCCUGAACAUAAUGAACGAGGCUUUGCCAAGAGAGACCGACGAUGAAGAGCGAGCCCCGAGGAGGUCAAAAACCAGCUCCCGGGAUUUCCGUCGAAACGAGAUAGUUCCGGAAGCAGUCACCCUGGCUGCACCAGCGGCUCUAGCUCCUGCCCCACUUGGUUUGGCUCCGCUUCCCGCUGUCCAACCUGGAGGUUUGUUUCCCUGGCUGCGACAACAGCGUCUGAGGCGGCUACAACAGGCCCGAAGAAACAUUUAA